UCGUUCUUUCUGUGGAUUUAGGAUUACUUUGGAGAAUGUUCCGAAACUGCCAUUAAAGACAAUGUUGUUAUUGUGUACGAGCUUCUUGAAGAAAUGCUGGACAAUGGUUUUCCCCUGGCAACGGAAUCCAAUAUACUGAAGGAGCUCAUUAAACCGCCCACCAUCCUGCGCUCGGUGGUCAAUUCCAUCACAGGUAGCAGCAACGUGGGAGACACUCUUCCAACCGGCCAGCUGUCUAACAUUCCCUGGAGAAGAGCAGGAGUGAAGUACACAAAUAACGAGGCCUACUUCGACGUGAUUGAAGAAAUUGAUGCCAUCAUAGACAAAUCCGGCUCCACGGUCUUUGCAGAAAUCCAAGGUGUCAUCAAUGCUUGCGUCAAGCUCUCAGGGAUGCCAGAUCUGUCACUUUCUUUCAUGAACCCAAGACUCCUGGAUGAUGUUAGCUUCCACCCUUGCAUUCGAUUCAAGCGCUGGGAAUCUGAACGGGUCCUUUCCUUCAUUCCUCCCGAUGGAAACUUUAGACUGAUUUCCUACAAAGUCAGCUCGCAAAACUUGGUGGCCAUUCCUGUGUAUGUGAAACAUACAAUUACUUUCAAAGAGAAUUCCUCUUCUGGAAAAUUUGACGUUACCCUUGGGCCUAAACAGAACAUGGGGAAGACUGUUGAAGGCAUCAUCGUGACCGUUCAUAUGCCCAAAGCGGUACUUAAUAUGAGCCUGGCGCCCACGCAAGGCAGUUACACGUUUGAUCCCGUCACUAAGGUGUUAACAUGGGAUGUUGGCAAAAUCAUCCCUCAGAAGCUGCCUACUCUGAAAGGGAUGGUGAAUUUACAGUCUGGAGCUCCAAAGCCAGAGGAAAACCCAAGUUUGAAUAUUCAAUUCAAGAUCCAACAAUUGGCUAUUUCUGGAUUGAAAGUAAACCGCCUUGACAUGUAUGGAGAAAAAUACAAGCCUUUUAAAGGUGUGAAGUACAUCACAAAGGCAGGGAAGUUCCAAGUACGCACAUGAAGCUGAAAAACUCUGCCUUCUCUGGCAGAUAGUUGUGUGUAUGUAUGUGUGUGUGUGUGUGUGUCGGCCUCGGAGAAAAAUGAGCAUUAGUUACUUAAAUUCCUCUUAAAAUGCCAAAUUCAGCCAUUCCUCUGAAUAUAUAUCCAUUCCACACAGUCCUGAUUUCCACGUGUAGUAAUAGUUUUUAAGUUGGUCUCUUUUUUUUUUUUUUUCUCCUACGUGGCUUUCCAAGAGAAAUGCUCCGUUAAGUAGGGUUGGUUGUUCUGGUGGACUUUGUGGAUUCCGGCUUGACCACCUGGGCUGUCCUUUGAACCAGCUAUUCCUGAAACACUGCCACGCAAACCAUCAAAGCACAAGAAGGAAGAACCUGGCUUGGACAGAGAGGAAGCCCAAUCUGAAGCGGAGAAAGAAAUGGCAUUGAUGGCAAGCCGUUUCUGGAAAAGAGGCCUCUUGAGAAAGCCCGACCUUACCCUAAACCCUCUUUUGCAAAAGACUUUUUACUGGAACAAAACAAAAACAAAAUGCCUUUUUUUUCUGCAGGAUUUACACCACCCUGCCUUUCUAGUCAGAACUGCCUUAUUAUCAUCUCGAGAAUUCAGCAGACAAUCUGUAGCCAAAAUUAAGAUUUCCCCCCCUCCCCUCAACCAUUUGCUUUGAAAAAAUGAAUGAAUGGGAUACGGAGCCUGAUUUCUUCCAAUUACCUCUGCAUUACAGAUGUCAAAACUUCGCCUCUUUGAUUGUUUGUGCCCUUCACACCUCCCCAGGUAGCGCCUCUGAGGUGGUGCUGCUUGUUUCUGAUGAAAUAAAAGGGAACACAGCUGUACCAACGUCCCUUGGGCAACUUAAUUCUCAGACUCUGCCAAGUGGCCCGAGAGAGAGAGAGAGAGAGGUGGGAUUUCUGCAUUCGUUUUAAAAUGUUGAUGAUCGUAACAUCAUUACCUCCCUUUUCAGAUCAGUUGCAGGGAAGAAUCUGGGUGAAAUAUAACCCAAGCGAUGAAGGGAAGGGCAGCGCUCGUUGCAAAACCAAAUUAUUUGUUUAUUUU
Messenger RNA from Pseudonaja textilis, 2048 nucleotides. NCBI's taxonomy places the organism in Eukaryota, Metazoa, Chordata, Lepidosauria, Squamata, Elapidae. The record is from RefSeq and is a predicted model, not a curated record.